GAAGUUUCAAGGGAUAAACAUGGCCGUCGUCGGUUUGCUUUGUCUUGUCUUGGAGUGAUGAAUGCUAAGUGGUGGUGGUGGUGGUGGAUGACGACUACAAGAAUUCAGCUUUAUCACACUUACACGGAACCCCUCUCUCUACUACUUAUCUACACUCUCAACCUUCCACGAAGAUCCCAUUCAUUUACACCUUCUCCUUCCUCCAACACUCUCCCUCCCUACCCUUUAUAGAGACGAUAACGUUUUGCUGCUAUCGGAAUUCCACUCUUCUUUUACUAGGACUCGUCUCCCACUCUCAAGGCUUUGUCUCCUCUUGAUCAUAUAAGGUUUCAUUUAUGGACAGUUCUAGAGAAGUGGUAAGUGGUUGGGAGAUCUUACAAAGUAGAGAUGUCCAUCGCACACCAAGGAACACAAGCUUGUUUUCUAGCUCAUUACCUGUUCAGGUUAAAUAUGCAUGGUCAGAGUAUAGUGGACAAUCUGUUGAUGAUGGCUUGCCAACCUAUGGAAAACUGCAUCCAGAAUAUAAUGAGUCACUUGAAGAAAUUGAAAUGAGUGAUGUUGGAGGUUUGCUUCCUGAUGAUGAACACGAGCUUUUAGCUGGUGUGGAAGAUGAUUUUGAUCUAGCAUGGUUGCCUAGGCAGUUGGAGGAUUUAGAAGAUGAUCUGUUUUCUAGUGGUGGGGGAAUUGAGAUGGAUCGUGAACCACAAGAAAGCCUAAGCACUGCUAUCUCAAAAUUAAACUUUUCGGACAGUUUAUCUACACAUUCAAUAUGUCAUUAUGGUGUUUCAAAUAAUGUGUCGGUAGCAGCUGCUGGUGAACAUCCAUACGGGGAGCAUCCUUCUAGAACACUAUUUGUUAGAAAUAUCAAUAGCAAUGUUGAGGACAGUGAAUUGCGAUCUCUAUUUGAGCAAUAUGGAGAUAUUCGGAGUUUGUAUACUGCUUGCAAACACAGGGGCUUUGUGAUGAUAUCUUACUAUGACAUCCGUCAUGCUCGAAAUGCAAUGUGUGCUUUGCAAAGUAAGUCCUUGAGACGAAGAAAAUUGGAUAUUCAUUUUUCAAUUCCAAAGGAUAACCCAUCAGAAAAUGAAGUCAACCAAGGAACUCUGGUUGUGUUCAAUUUGGAUGUAUCUGUAUCAAAUGACGACCUUUAUCGCAUAUUUUGCGCAUUUGGCAUGGUCAAAGAGAUCAGGGAAACACCACAUAAGAGGCAUCAUAGAUUCAUUGAGUUCUAUGACGUAAGAGAUGCCGAGGCAGCCCUCAAAGGUUUGAAUAAGACUGAAAUAGCUGGGAAGCGCAUAAAGCUUGAACCAAGUCGACCUGGUGGGGCCCGUCGGAGCUUCAUGCAUAAAACAAGUCAGGAUCUGGAGCAUGAUGAUGCUUUUCCUUUCCGUCAUAUUGUAGGCACACCAGGAGCAAUAUCACCUUCAGCCGUGGCAGGUAAUUGGCCAUAUUAUUGCAGUUCUGUUGAUUAUUGUCCUUCAGAAAGCCAUUAUCUUGGUUCAGGAUCUCUCAGCCCGGGAUUGGCUUCCAUUAUACCAUCUUGUAUUUCAGACCCAAUGAAGAUUUCUCCAAUGGUUAAGGAUCAUAGGGACUUAUUACAUGUGAAUAAUUCUAGAUUACCGGGAAUGGGAUAUCAGCUUUCUUACUCAUUUCCUGACCAGAAAUUAGGGUUCAGUCCUGGACAAGCAUCCUCAUUUGGUGAAUCAAAUUAUUUUUCAUCUAGCUUUGAAAGACUAUCAAGUACUUCUUCUGGAUCAAUAUCGUUAACAGACCAUUUAUCUACAUCAAUCGGAGAGGGUCAAAAUUUUCUGUAUUCAGAUCAGUAUAAACCAAACAUUGGUUCAAAUCACCUUCAUCAUGUUGGAUCCGCUCCAUCUGGUGUUGUUAGCGAAAGGCAGAUUGGUUACGAGAUGAAGCAGUUCCAGAUUGAUUUGGAUAAGAUCAGAAGUUGUGAAGAUACUAGAACAACUUUGAUGAUUAAAAAUAUUCCAAAUAAGUACACUUCAAAUAUGUUGAUUGCCGCCAUUGACGAAAAUUUCAAGGGAAGUUAUGAUUUCUUUUACUUGCCAAUUGAUUUAAAGAAUAAAUGCAAUAUGGGUUAUGCAUUCAUCAAUAUGAUCUCCCUGUCACAUGUUAUUUUCUUUUAUGAGGCCUUCAAUGGGAAGAACUGGGAAAAUUUUAAUAGUGAAAAGAUUGCUUCAAUAGCAUAUGCAAGGAUUCAGGGAAAGGCAGAACUUAUUUCCUACUUCCAGAAUUCCAUCCCAGUUUACGAAGAUGGACAUUGCCGAUCAAUUUUCUUCCAACCUGAGGAGGAUCAAGAAACUAAUGAGGUACAAUUGCUCAACAGCAACAACAAUCUCAGCCACGAUUACAUUCAUCAUAAAAUCCCCCCGAUGAAUAGUUUCAAUGCGAAGAAGAAUGACAAGAUAAAUCGAAUGCCAGUAUUAUUUUAAGGUGUAUAAAGAUUUAAAUCAAGCAUGCUGCCUGUUAUAUGAUGUUCAUAAAUAAAUUGUUUGUACAAAUAGUUGAUGUCUGUUUAUAAAUUUCGAUCAGACAAGCUUUAAGGAGACCAAUAUUCUCCUGUUUGUCUAUCUCUGUAUAUAUUGUGUAUAAUUUUUUCUUUUGGAUAUUUGUGGUUAAUUGUAAAUAUAAUAAAUUCUCUAUGGGCCUAGAAUCAAUGAAAUAUAUUAGAUUC
Impatiens glandulifera is the source of this 2695-nucleotide messenger RNA. RefSeq names its product protein MEI2-like 5. Bases 336 to 2453 code for a protein of 705 amino acids. NCBI's taxonomy places the organism in Eukaryota, Viridiplantae, Streptophyta, Magnoliopsida, Ericales, Balsaminaceae. Gene Ontology annotation, molecular function: RNA binding. The record is from RefSeq and is a predicted model, not a curated record. The transcript has 14 exons.